Molecule: messenger RNA, 1966 nt
Organism: Aspergillus aculeatus ATCC 16872
Lineage: Eukaryota; Fungi; Ascomycota; Eurotiomycetes; Eurotiales; Aspergillaceae
Product: acyltransferase family protein
Exons: 1
Coding region: 222-1565 (447 amino acids)
Biological process (GO): polysaccharide biosynthetic process
Cellular component (GO): membrane
Molecular function (GO): acyltransferase activity, transferring groups other than amino-acyl groups
Source: RefSeq, a predicted model, not a curated record
CUCUCUCAUUCGAAGACUAGUGCACUCCAGGGUCCCUCGUGUCCAUAAUUGGUGAGGCUGACUCCAUUUUCAGGGUCUUGCCGAGCCUCAAUACGAGAUGGUGCUUGCUUUUGAACCCCCAUUAAAAAGGGGCUCAGCCGCUGAAGAUUCAUCCAUGCCUCUGCGACAUUGUGACAAUUCCGUCGGUUGACCAUGUCCGGCUCGAAUUUUGCCUGCAUAGAAUGACUGCCCAUGACCGCAUCCAGUGGCUGGAUGGCCUUCGCGGCAUCGCAGCGGCGAUUGUGGCCUUUGACCACUACUUUAUGAGCGAUGUCUGGCACCCUUUCGUCUCCUUCUGGGCUGAUCCCCCCGAGGCCAAUCGGCACUUGGUGCAGCUUCCGCCCAUCCGCAUUCUUUUCUCCGCCCAUUCGAUGGUGACCCUGUUUAUGGUGAUCUCCGGCUUUGCCAUCUCCGUCAGUCUACUCAAAGCCCGCCACAGCCCGCAGUUUCUGCCGCGAGUGACCUCCGCCAUCGUGCGGCGCCUCUUUCGCAUCUAUCUGCCAGUGUUUGUCCUGGCCACUCUGAGCCAGGUCUUGUUUUACUUCGAUCUGUACCACUGGACUUUCGACGAGGGGUUUCUUGAUGGACUUCAACCCUGGACCCACCCGUGGGCCCAUGUUAAGUGGUUGUGUGGCUACAUGGCCGAUAGCAUCAAUGUCAUCGCCUUUGAAUAUCGCGGCGGUCUGAACGGCCAACUCUGGACUAUGCCUCUAGAAUUCCGCGGAUCCAACGUGGUGUAUCUACUGACUGUCGGAUUGUCGGCAUGGCGUCCCAAGCUCCGACUCUGGGCUCUGCCACUCCUGGCUGGGUUCUUCCUAUGGGCUGGCAAUUGGGACAUUUUCGGAUUUAUCUGGGGCCUGUGGCUGGCGGAGCGGGCAACCAACACUACCACUGUGGCGAGCGCGAUGGCAGAUGACGACCUCGACGACGAGGAGAAACUGUCUCGGUCGUCCUGUCCCACCACGCAAUGCAGGAUCCGGUCCUCGCUACGAAAGCUCUUCACUCUCUCCCGGACGAUCACCAUCCUCACCUUCGUGGUCGGAUACUAUCUCCUCUGCCUCGGCAGCGACGGCCAGCUGCCCCCGGGCUACCGGUUCCUCGCUACCCUCCAGCCUGCCAAGUGGAAGGACCGGUGGGAGAUCUACCAGUGGUGCUGGAAGUCCGUGGGCGCCGCGUGUUUGGUCUAUGCGAUUGCCCAGUCCCCGUGGCUGCAACGGCCCCUCAACACCCGGCCCGUGCAGUAUCUGGGCAGAAUCUCGUUCUCGCUGUAUCUGCUCCACGAGACCAUUUACCAGCUGUGGCGCAAUCCCCUGCGGGAUUUUGUGUAUCUGAUGGCGAGCGGGAACCCGUACCUGACUAGCGCGGAGGCCCUGCGAGAUGAUCCGUUCGCAUUCCAUGUGGCCUGGUGGGUGUCUGGAUUUAUUUUGGGCACGGUGGUGGUUCUCGCGUCGCAUUACUACACUAUCUAUGUGGAUAAUAAGUGUGUGGCGCUGGCGAAGAGGUUGGAACGAUUGUUUACUUCAUGAUGUUGGGCCUGAAAAUGUUUCCGAGAUUGGAGAUCAAUAGCAAUGAUCACUCCCUCUGGCUGUGGUGUGUAUCCCCUUCAUGAUAACGCAAUGGAUUGAGAAAGAAUGCGCCUGUUCUGUCUAUGGUGGCCUGUAGAACUGUGGCGUCUUUGGAUCGCAUGAGACUGGCCGUAAUAUGGUAUGUAUAUGAAACUCAGUACCUAGGCCAGAACUGAGCCCGGAAGUCAUGAUUCAAUCAAACAAAUCGCCCAUGGUGCUAGCCCGAAGCACUUGAACGACCCAGCCGCCAUCAUUUCUAAUUGUCCACUCCGUAAUCAGCACUGUGAUCCCAAGCCUAUUGUUUUCUUUCCUCUUUCUGCUCGUUUCUCUGCUACUUGGGUGCGUGGUUUGGUGACAGCUUG